GCCGUGUGUCGUGAUCGCUAACGUCUCACGGUAUGUGGAAAGUGGCAAUGUCGGAGGAGGUGGGAAAGGCGCUCCAGUCCGUGGCCGAGCGGGUGAAGCUGGCUGCCGCACGCCGGCAGAAGACUCUUCCCUCUGUGUCUCCACGUCUCGUUGCCGUCAGUAAAACCAAACCUCCUAUAAUGGUGGUGGAGGCCUACAGACACGGACAGCGCAACUUCGGAGAAAACUACGUAAACGAACUCAUUGACAAAGCCUCAGAUCCCCUUAUUUUAGAAUCCUGUCCCGACAUCAAAUGGCAUUUCAUUGGACAUCUUCAGAAAAACAACGUCAACAAACUUUUAGGAGUUCCAAACCUGUUCCUGGUGGAGACGGUGGACUCGGUGAAGUUGGCUGACAGAGUGAACAGUUCUUGGGAGAGGAUCCGAGGAGGCAGCCCCCAAAAGCUCCAAAUCAUGGUUCAAGUCAACACCAGUGGAGAACAGAGUAAACAUGGGCUCCCCCCAGAGGACACAGUGUCCACAGUCAAACACAUCGUCUCUCGCUGCAGCGCUCUUCACUUCACUGGACUCAUGACCAUCGGUCGCUAUGGCUACGACCUCACCCUCGGACCCAACCCAGACUUCCAGAUGCUGAUCAGUCGGAGGCAGGAGGUGUGUGAGAGCCUGAAGUUGCCUGUGGAGGAGGUGGAGCUCAGUAUGGGGAUGUCCACAGACUUUGAACAUGCUAUUGAAGUUGGCUCUACAAACGUUCGAGUCGGGAGCAUCAUCUUUGGGAACAGAGAGUAUCCGAACAGCGCGGCCAACACUCCGACUCCCAGCCCUGAGAAAACUUCCAAAAUGGUCUGUGAGGAGGCGGCCCGGAAAAUGCAACAGCACCUCACUGUGUCCGAUCACUGACACUACAACAGGAACUAACACUGAAGCUACCACAUUAACUUAAUUCCAGCUAAACUACUGAAACGACUGAGGGGGCGGGGUUUGGCGAGCUUUAGGGAUGUCACUUUUUAUGUUUUUUUGAUUAUUCGAAGAUGGUAAACGAUGCAGUUGUUUUUAAUGUUGGAGCUGGAAUGGCAGGGUCCCUCAUAUUUCAAUGCCAUAUUUUCAGUGUUUCUCAAACUGUGGUACGUGAGCUCUUGGAGGGGUUAUGUGAGAUCCUCUAUAGUUCUAAUACGGCCUCGGUUUCCAAAUAGCCAAUCAGGAAUGAGGUAGUUCCCCUUGCUAAGCGCUUGUCCCCUGCCAAACCGGAGGCGUGGGCGCUUAGCAACACUGUCAAUCAAACGUUUUGCUAACACUAGUGGGAAAGAAGGCACCUAAUUAUUUAUUAAUGUUCAUAUCUUAAUUUACAGACACAAUAGUGAAAUAAAAAUGAAAGGAUCAGCAGUUAGAGAGAGAGGCCCUGCUUUUUACAUGGAAAGUGAAUUGGAGCCAGAGUCGAUGUAGCAGGAAGAGCGCCCAUGCUCACUUCCUGUUUGGAACGCGGCGGCAGUUUGUUCUACUUUUUUUGUCCUCUCUUGGGUAAUUCUUGGUGGGAAUUACAGUAGCAAUGUUGUAUUCCCAUUUUAGACCUUUUUUAUACCUGGUUUAUUCCUGAUAUAAUACUACUACAGACUUGGUUUAUAUCUGGUGGUACUGAGAGGGUCGACUGCAGUACUUGGGUGUUACUCGGCUCACGAUACCGAUACUUUACCAUAUGUUUGAACUGGUAUAGAUCAGGCUGACACAGGAGGUCCAAUGAUAUCACUGUUUUUUAAGAUUUACAUGAGUAGAUGCAGUAAUUUUUAUGAUUGGUGAAGAGUUUAGUUUUUUUUUUCCAAAAAGCUACAAUAAAAAAACAAAAAGUGAUUGGAAAAAUAUUUUAAAAUAUGAAAUGUGUUGAUGAAGUGAUGGAGCGGUGGAUGUUACUAUAGUGUCAACUUAAAGAGGGGGUAUUAUGCAAAAUUGACUUUUUGGAGCUUUUUCCCAUGUUUUAACGUUGUUUCCUCAUCAAAAAUAUGCCUGAAAAUGUUUUAGAUGUCAUCCAUGCAAGUUUGAGUAAUCUAAUGAUCUCUCCUGGGCCUUAUUCAAACCCUCUUUGAAAAGCACAGCCUUCUUUCCCUCCACAAAAGGUCAACAUUCUUCCCUUCAACACAAACUAAAGAGUCAGGAUUUCUGCUCAAAUUGGCUGAAGUUUGUUAAGGUCUGUUUGGGCACUUCACCUUUGGCUCCAACCAAACCUCUGUGCUGCUCUGUGAUUGGUCCAGGUUACAUUUUAAUGCGCUGUUUUCAAAUAUAGCAUUUUCAAAACAACAUAAGGAAACAGGGUGAUCUGCAUGUGUUCUGUGUAAUACCUCCUCUUUAAUGAAACUCUUAAAUCAGUUUCAGUCUUACAGUAAAGGCACUGUGGCAGAGUGCCUCACAGCUAGAUCAUCCCUACCAGGUCCUGUAUAAAUCUGUAGAAUAAAAACACUAUUAUAUUUCUAUAUUGUUUUUAUAGCCUGGCCUGACAAGACUGCUCACUUUGUGUUUUGGAUCAGAUUAGGGACUAAACUAAACUAGACUUUAAUGGAAACUUUGACAUCUUUAAACUUGUACAGCUUAAGCCUUAGCCCAAGAAGUUGUGCUCUUUUAACCCCUUGUACAGAUCUAGAAUUCACUUUAUAAUAAUAAUUUACUUUAGGGUGAAAUCUUCCAUCUUACAUUUGUCUAGCUUAUCUAAGGCCAAUGAGUGACUUAACCUUAAAGGUCCUAUAUUACGCAAAAAUUGAGUCAUAAUGUUGUUACCUCCUCAUAAACAGACCUGGAGUUGUGUUUUGUUUCAUUCACACAUGUUUGAGUAACACUUUAUUAUUAGUCUGUCUACAUCUCCAAAGCUCAAAAUCCUCUGUUCCAUCUUGUGAUGUCAUGAGGUGGUAGUUUUCAAGUGAACAGCUCCUUUUACCUUUAGUUCAGUAGAGAUGGGUAAUUCCAGGGCUGAAAUCAUUAAAAUGAUUCUAAUGCAUGGAGUUUCAAACUGCAGUGGAGCACUUCCCGUAUUACCACAUGACAUCACCAGGUGGAGUAGAGUUUUUAUUUUUGAGAAAACUCGGCCUAAAUAUACAGAGUUUGAGUGUUAAACAUGUGAAUGAAACAAAACACAACUCCAGGUCUGUUUGUGAUGAGGAAACAACAUUAGAACAGAAAUCAGAGACUAGUGUAACAUGGGCCCUUUAAUACUCGAGUAGACAUAACUCAGACUGUGUAGCUACAGUCUGAAAAUAAUCAUAUUUUUAAGAAAACAAAUCACACUGCAAAAAAUAAAUUUCUGCACAAGUUAAAAUUCAAAAUAUUAAUCUUGAUUUAAGUAAUUAAAUAGAUAGAUAGAUAAAUAGAUUUAAACUCUCACUAUUUAACUUUUCUGAUGGCUCGGCUUAUUCGACACAUUUUUGCUUUGCUUAGAAAUGUUCCACAGUAUGACGUUAAACUCCAUGGACACAAGCAAGUGGCACUACCGGGCCAAAUUACAGGUCAGAUCUGCAGAGAGGUGACGUAGCUCUCAGAAAGAUUUCAUACUUUUCUAUGUAUUUUUUUUAGGAAUAAACAUCUGUAAAUGAGUAAAUGUAUGAUGGAUGUGUUUAAUGCUUUAUUGUGGUACAUCCCAGACAAAUGAUAUCUCCAUGGAGAUGAGCAGGUGGCAGACGCUCCAUCAGAAAAGUUACGUAAUGAAUCUUUAAGUCAAUUUAACUGUGUAGAUCUAGAUUUUUGCAGUGUGGAUAUUACAUUUUGUACAUAUUAAACUCAUCAAUGUCAAAUGUCCCAGAGGUCACUGGAUUUGAACCAGCUCUCUGCUUUUGUUGUACAGGAGCAAAAAAGGCUUAAAAUGCUCUCAUAUUAUGUUCUGUCAGGCUUUUAGAGGACGGAAGGGCACCUGACACAUGAUGAAUUCUCUCUGAAAUGUUUGAUUUAGCAUAAUAUGGGAGCUUAAAACCCAGAGAUGGGCGAUAUGACAGAUUUUACUGAUUCUAAUGCUAUUUUGUAUUAAAAAAAACAUUACACAUUUUGGUCAAAUUGUUUGUUAUAAUUUGGUGUUUGGGUUCAAGACGAUUAUCCAAUCAGAAAGCAGAAAGAGCCUCACAUGCAGGGUUUGUGUGUUUAACAUGUGAGAAUGAAACAAAACACAACUCCAUGUCUGUUUGUGAUGAGGAAACAUUAGAACAGAGAUCAGAACAUAGUAUAAAAUGGGCCCUUUAUGGCUCUGGACACAGGUUCAUUUGUAGAAACCUACUGUGACCUUAAGUGUGGUAAGUCUUGGUCAUAUGGCUCGUCUCUGUGUCACAGGCCCUUUAUACAGCGGUGUAGUCUUUGUUUUGUAAGGUGAUUGUGGUUGGUCAAAUCUUUAUUCUUGAUAUUAAAAAGAAAACCGUGCUCUGUUAAAAUGUUCAAGUCUCGUUAAAGUGGUUGUGUGUGCGCUGUGAAGCUAUGCAAAGAUGUACACAGACUUUUGUCAUGAGGAGACAGUCCAAAAUGGUUCAAAUAAAAGAUUUUAAGGUUUG
This is a messenger RNA of Periophthalmus magnuspinnatus, 4507 nucleotides long. It is a transcript of the gene plpbp, whose product is annotated as pyridoxal phosphate binding protein. The record is from RefSeq and is a predicted model, not a curated record. Gene Ontology annotation, cellular component: intracellular anatomical structure. The coding region runs from base 33 to 896 and encodes 287 amino acids. Gene Ontology annotation, molecular function: pyridoxal phosphate binding. The transcript is spliced from 8 exons. NCBI's taxonomy places the organism in Eukaryota, Metazoa, Chordata, Actinopteri, Gobiiformes, Gobiidae.